AAGGUUCUAAAUAAUCAGUCAGUGCGCCAGUGUCUCGAGCGUAACAGUACGUGAAAGCGAAUUGCGUCUGACGAAGAUGAUGGUGUACAUCUGUGCAAACGAAACAAUAACAUUUAAGACGAACAUCAGUCGUUACGAUGUCUCUUUGGACGCGUAACAAUAGUGUCAAAUAUCCGUGAAUAAAACUAGAGUGAGUGUUGGUGAUUGUUUAUCUGGUUGUCGGUUUUUGUUUUGUACCGAGGAUCAUGGCUUCGGUGAAGGUGGCCGUGAGGGUUCGACCCUUCAACAAGAGAGAAUUGGCUAUGAACGCCAAACUCAUAGUCCAGAUGGACGGUAUGAAGACACGGAUAUUCAGCAGCAAGAGUCCUGGGGGAUGUAGAGACAUUGACAAGGAGACCUACAAGGACUUCACAUUCGAUCAUUCCUAUUGGUCCUUUGAUACUAAUGAUGGGCAUUAUGCAUCGCAGGACGAGGUAUUCUAUGAUCUUGGUACAGACGUCAUUGAGAGUGCCUUCGCCGGCUAUAACGCCUGCGUUUUCGCCUACGGUCAGACCGGCUCUGGAAAAACUUUUACGAUGAUGGGUUCGCCGGAAGCCCAAGGCCUAAUCCCAAGAAUAUGCAAGACCUUAUUCGCGAGGAUGGCAGCGGGUAAGGAGACAGGAGCAUCUUAUAGAACGGAAGUGUCAUUUCUCGAGAUUCACAAUGAACGAGUACGCGACCUUUUGAGGCCAGAGCAGAGUCAAUCACAUUCCCUGAAAGUUCGAGAGCAUCCCAAGAGGGGACCUUACGUUCAAGAUCUAUCCAAUCACUUGGUUUAUGAUUAUUCUGACAUUCAGGAAUGUAUGGUCCGGGGAAAUACACAUAGAACCACCGCAAGUACAAAUAUGAAUGACGUGAGCAGUAGGAGUCAUGCGAUAUUUACAAUAACAUUCGUGCAGGCUGGAUUCUCAGAGGGUAAUAUGCCUUCGGAGACGGUGUCUAAAGUACAUUUAGUCGAUUUAGCUGGAAGUGAACGAGCGAAUGCCACUGGAGCCACUGGUCAACGUCUGAAGGAAGGAGCUCACAUAAACAAAUCCCUGGUAACCUUGGGCUCAGUCAUAUCCGCCUUGGCAGAAGUAUCUCAAUCCUCUACAGACUCUAACAACUCCCGAAAGAACGUCUUCAUCCCCUACAGGGACUCCGUCCUCACCUGGCUCUUGAAGGACUCCCUCGGAGGUAACUCCAAGACUAUAAUGAUCGCCGCUAUAAGCCCAGCAGAUUGCAAUUACGGGGAAACCCUCAGCACUCUUCGAUACGCCAACAGAGCCAAGAACAUCAUCAACAAGCCCACGAUAAACGAAGAUGCAAACGUCAAAUUGAUUCGUGAACUGCGAGAGGAAAUUCUUAAACUGAAAUCGUUGAUUGGGAAGGACAUGAGUUUAGAGAGGCCUCCACAGCAGAAGGUAUUGCUGGCGCAAAUUCAUGAGAAGCAAGAGCAGGAAAAGGUCUUAACGGAAGAGUGGACUGAGAAGUGGAGGGAAACACAGAAAAUCCUCCAGGAGCAGAAAGCAUUGGGGUUGCGUAAAAGUGGAGUUGGAGUAGUUCUAGAUUCAGAGAUGCCUCAUUUGGUGGGCAUCGAGGAUAAUUUGUUGAGUACGGGGGUAACUCUAUAUCAUCUUAAGGAGGGAAAAACUCUAGUAGGGACUGAGGAGGCGAAUUCUAUUCAGGAUAUAGCCUUGACUGGACCCGAUGUCGAGCCUGAACAUUGUGUUGUGGAGCUCGUUGCUGGGGUGGCCACUCUCCUGCCCCUGUCGGCUCAUUGCUGGAUUAAUAUGGUCCAAGUGGACAAGCCAACGAGAUUAUCGCAGGGCUGCAUUAUCCUCCUAGGCAGAAACAAUAUGUUCAGGUAUAAUGAUCCCGUUGAGGCAGCAAAAUUGAGGAAAGAGGGUGGGUCUGGCAAUGGAAAUCUUCAACCAACUGUUGUCAAUUUAUCAAGACUGUCUCUACUGAGUUGGAGUGUAUCUGAUCUUCAUGCCUCAACUUCCAGCGACAAUUUGCUAAACUCCAGUGAGGAUUUGAGGGCUCUCGAGGAAUUAGAACAGCAAAAAGCAGCUUUGAUUAAGGAGAAAGAAGACUUCAAGAAGGAACAGGAGGAAAGAGAGGAAAGAUGGGCAGCGAGACGUGAAGCUCUGGAGGGUGCACAGAGAGAGUUGGAAAGGGAAUGGGGCGCACAAUGGAAAGAGUGGGCUGAUGCGAUAGCAGCAUUAGAGACAAAACAACGCGAAUUACGUAUGAGGCGGCGUGUACUCGAACAAGAAAGGAGGGACGAGAUGACACAAGUAGAAAGUUUGUGUAGGGAAGUUGCCUCACUGCGCACCAAUCUUCAGAACAAACAGCUACAGUUCGAAGAGUUCAUGAGUAAUCACUUCCAAUCCGUGGUGUCUCAGCAACAUGCGAUUAAGACGGAUGAGAGUGCAAUGAGUGAAGGCAGCUUACCAGAGUCCUGGGGGAGCUUCAAUGACAGGAAAUCGGUUGAUGCUAUGCAGGAACUCGUCAAUCAUCAUAAGAAGGAACUAGCUGCACUUGAGUCAGAACUUCAGAAUAAAGUGAAAUCUCUGAACGAACAUCAAACGCGAGUGGAGAAAAUGGAAGAGGAAUUAUUAGACAUGGCAGACAAGCAAAAGCAAAUGUUGAAUCUCGAGUUUGAAGGUCAAGAGAUAACUGAAAAGAAGCUCGUGCUGGCGAAACGCACACAAGAGCAGCUCCAGGAGAUCCUCAAACGCAAGCAGUCGCUCUCCUUGAAUCUGAAACGUGCACUUCCAGCCUCUCCAGGUCGAUCCAGCAGCUCCAGUGAUGUUCUCUCAAGCUGCGACUUGAAGUCAUUUCAAGAUGCCUGUAAUCGUAAGCUGAGAAUCGCAUCAGCUCUCUGUCUUCUUCCUCCAGACCUUCCUACCUCCACAGACACAGAGACCUUCCACACAGCAGCUGCGGACACUCCAGACCCACAGAAUUCUGUCUCUCCAUCAAGUCCAGUGAACCCCAUCGUCCCAACAGAUCCCAAUUAUGCUUUAGACCAUGAAAAUCCUCAGGAUGAUUUUCCAGAAUCUAAGAAUCACGAAAUCGAUGACGAGUUAGUAGAAGAAGUCUUCGAUGAUCGAAUAUCUUCCAAGAAAGACGAGAUCGACGAAAAGUUGAAUCACCAAAUCAUCUCUUCACGAUCUGAGAAAGAAGAAAAGACUGAAUUAAUGAGUGAUAAUUACGAGAUUAUCGCAUCAACAGAUGACAAUAAAGAAUUAGAUAAUGAUUUAGUUGAAAAUUCUAAACGGGAUGGGAUAACGGCGAAUGAGGAUGAAGACGAUGAUGAGACAUUUGCCAGUCACGAGAGAGGAUCACUGGAGACACUGAGUGAUGAUCCCUCAAGGCAAGAAAGUCAGGCGAUGAAAAGGCUUAACCAGAGAAUCGCCAGGCAGAAGAUGACGGUGAUGAGAUGUCUUGAGUCCACUACACCAGCUAAGGAAGACUUAAAUCGCCAGAUUCUGGUGCUCCAGGACCUCCAGAGGCAGCAAAUUGAACUCGAAAUCUGGUUGCUCAAAAGGGGAAAGAAUUACCAGGGGAUGAGGAUGUCGAGCGAGAUCGAGGGGACAGGAGAGUAUCUUGAGACAGAGUCUGAGGAUGAUAAUUGGAGCUCUGGAGUAAAUGGGGGCCUCGGGGAUGGGAGGGAUGUCAUGAGUGAUCAGGACGAGGAUGCGAGGAGGGAAGCUAGAAACGGAGAGCAAAAAGGAGCUGUCAGCAGAGGAUACUCAUCGGUUUAUCUCACAAGCAUCAAUCGUGCAGAUCGACUUGGGAGUCCCUAUUCCCUGUCAAUCACAAGAUCAUUACCCUCGCUGAUACCGAGUGACAGUUCAACCGGUGCUGUUAUCAGUAUAAUCGUUUCUGUACCCUCGUACGUGAUACGUGGAGCUGGAACAUCCAGUCAUUAUGAGUACGAGGUUCGAGUAGUUGCUGUUGAUGAUAGUUGGACACUCUUACGUCGUUACCGACGAUUUCGAGAGCUGUAUGUCAGUAUGAGGCAAAAAUAUGGUGGCAAGGUAUCGGCUCUUCGCUUUCCACCACGACAGGUAUUCUCGAGGUACGAGAUAAUCGCUAAACAGCGAAGAAAACGUUUGGAGGAAUAUCUGAGACAAUUAAUUCAAGUUUGCUCGGAAUUACCCAAUUGCGAGUCUCUCUAUAAAUUCAGGGGCAAUCUCAGUAACAUCGAUAAGCAAUCACUCCUCGAGUUCAGUCCAUUCUUCAGGCGUGGCACCUUCGAGAGCAGUAAAUACGGGACCAGUUAAAAAAAACUAUUUGAGCCACACUGUUGGCUCCUUUUGUUUUUCAUUCUAUUUAGUUUAACAAUUGAUAAUUUUCAUAUUUGAGUUUAUUAUUUAUUUUUACUUUAUUGUUGAGUUCUCGUACUUUUUAUGAUUAAGAGUCAAUGAAGCAAUGGAAGUUGGCAUAUAAUUAGUUCUUUUGGCAUCAGGGAUUUCUCGAGUCAAAUAUUGGUUCACGAUAUUAUGAUGUAAUUACAUUGUCAUUGAAAUGCUUGAAUCACAAAAGCCCAUAUGCGAUUGAAUUAUCACAUUGAAAUACUUUCACAUUUAGUCAAUUAAAAAAUUUAUGUAAGUAAUUUUUUUAUUACCAUUAGGGACAAUCGUUCGAUUGAUUCAGACGAGCGAGGGCAGGAGAAAAUAAAUUACAUUGAAGUGGCCUCAUUAAAUAUCAAGUCUUGCCUAACCGCUUUGACAAAUAUCAGUAUUCAACUAAACUACGCACUAGGGAUUUUUUAAAUACAAUAAAUGAACAGCAUUGUCGUGUUGAUAGAUGAAUUUAUAUAAUAAGCUGCAUGGAGCAUUGGAGAGAUUAAUUUUUCGACAUUUGUAAUGGAAGGGAGAGAGCUGUAAAUUCUAGUUUUGGAAGAGGAUAUGACUGAUUUAUAUAGACGGUUAUUCAUCCUGAAGCUCAGAGGAAGAUUAAUCAGUUAGUUCAGAGGUUGAUUAGACUCGGGGGUGGAGUAAAUGUAAGAAAAAUUUUAAAAUCUGUUUCCAAUAGAGUUUCUAUUAAUUAACGAAUUAUCUCAAGAUUGAACACUCAUUGGAGAGCUGUUAAUAGAUCUUUAGUCCUAAUUAAAGGCUCGCAGGUACUAUCUGUCGAACGUAAUCUUUGGCUUACAUUUUAUAUUGUUAGAGUAAAAUAUUUAUAAAUUUGGGUUUCAAAUCUUGUUCCGGAAACCACUCGAAUGCUUAUAAAAGAAUAAUAAUAAAAAAGAGGGAAAGUUGUUGAAGGGCGACAGACCGAAAUAUUGAUUCCAAGGGAUCUGUCUAGUUUACAGAUAAAUAAUUAAUCAUAUGCAAUUUGCCAGCUCCAUGGUGGGGCCAAAAGAUACUUUAGUACCCGUCAAUAACAAUAUAGAAUCAAAAUAAACUGUCCUAUGUUAUGUACAGUAAACUGGGUAUUUUUCAUUAUUUAUCUGUAAACUUAGCAGAUCCCUUGUCAAUUUUCCCUUUUUUCUGUCUAUAUUUUUUUUUAUAGUCAUUGGGUUUAUUUAAACAAAACAAUUGAAAACUCGAAUUUAUAAAUAUUUCAAGCUAAUAAAGUAACACCAGACAUUACAUCAAUAGAUAGUACACGAGGAUCCUAAUCUUCUAAGGGAAUAGAUCGCUUCACAUGCGCCUCUCGAAUCUCUCGGUAUUGAGAUAAUCAAAAACUUUUUCACAAAAUUUUUCAACUUCAUUAAACUUUCUGAAGUCAGUACAGAAGAUUUUAUCUGAAGACAAUUGGAUUUAUUUUCCACCUAAAUCAGAUAAAUGUUACCUAACGCUUCAAUAAUUAUAAAGAUCUUUAAGAUGGGCCUCAAGUGAUGAAAUUAAGGGAAUUAGUUCAUAAAUAUAACAAAUUAUCGCACAUAAAUGAAUUAUAUUUAAAUAUUACUGUUGUUUAGCGUUGAAUGGACGAUUUAUUCGCAAUACCGUUUCGCCUAAUGAAGAAAUUAUGAGUAAUCAUAAAUAAAAAAUUGUAUUUAAUUAGGAAAGUGCGAGGAUCAUCGCAUUAUUAAGUAGUGAUGAGCAAAAGAAUUUUCAGACCAUUUCGUGAAUAUCUUAGAAACUGAGAUAUUUAUCGAAUAGAAUAUUAGAAGACCCAUUUUUUCCUAGUACGAAAUUUUCCACAGAAAUACUUUCCUGACUUUUUCCUUGAACCCUGUCGAGACUUUCGCAAAGAAUCCUCCACUAUUCACCAUUUUGCUCUAUAAUCGUUACUAUGGCUGUGCAAAACGGACUUACAACUAUCUCCUGGUGUCUAGUGGUCCUUAAUCAUUCUAAGGAGUAAUAAAUAAUUCUGCAAAUAAAUGGAGAUGAUAAAAAAUUUUAUUUUUCAUCUAUUUCUUUAGACUAGAUAAUAAUUACGAUAAAAUUAGUUUGAGUGUUGAUGAAGAGUUCUCUCGUUUUGCUCGCGAUAAUUUAUUAAUUUCUUCCACUGCAAUUAUAUCUAAACUUCCGACUAAAGCAACCGGGACCUAUAGUUGAAUUUUUUUAAAGAUGAAAAAUGAUUUUUCUUCCAUACCUAAAGAUGGAAAUUUUCCAUAGUGAAGAUUCUCGGGAUAACUCGGAUGGGACGUUAGCAGACUCAGCGACUUUUCAGUAAUAUCCCUCCAGCUUCCCUUUUAACAACUCUGAGCUCUUCGAUGCCUCAGAUUCCACUGACUGGAAUUUUUGACGAGCUGAUUUCAGAGCCUCCGACUGCUAAUUAUUUGUGUUUCAACGAAUUAACAGUUAUUAAAAAUAUCUUCACAAAUUUGUCAGUGAUGUUUACUUGAUUUACUUCAAUAAUAAUUUAAUAUCGUACUUACCGUUUUGGGCGGAGAUGGAUUAUCUGGAAAAUAUAAUUUACUCCGAAAUUUGGACUGCUAGUUACUCCGGAAAUUAAUCGUUUUUUCCAAUAA
Molecule: messenger RNA, 6955 nt
Organism: Fopius arisanus
Lineage: Eukaryota; Metazoa; Arthropoda; Insecta; Hymenoptera; Braconidae
Gene: Klp98A
Product: kinesin-like protein 98A
Exons: 14
Coding region: 246-4313 (1355 amino acids)
Biological process (GO): microtubule-based movement
Molecular function (GO): microtubule binding; phosphatidylinositol binding; ATP binding
Source: RefSeq, a predicted model, not a curated record